UCUUCUUUUCCUCCUUCUAGUUCCUUUCAUAAAACCAAUAUACCCAGAGUAAAGAAAACAACAGCAUGUCGCACACGCACUCCCACGACCAUGGCGACGGCGGCCACCCCCACAGCCACUCCCACGACUUCAACUCCCAGAGCGGCUUCAACGCCCAGGAGCAUGGCCACAGCCAUGAGAUCCUCGAUGGCCCCGGUAGCUAUCUGGGCCGCGAGAUGCCCAUCGUCGAGGGAAGGAACUGGGACGAGAGGGCUUUCACUAUUGGUAUUGGCGGCCCCGUAGGCUCCGGCAAAACAGCCCUCAUGCUCGCCCUCUGCCACGCCCUCCGCCUCUCCCACUCCCUCGCCGCCGUAACCAACGACAUCUUCACGCGCGAAGACGCCGAGUUUCUCACCCGCCACAAGGCGCUUCCCCCCCAACGCAUCCGCGCCAUCGAAACAGGCGGAUGCCCCCACGCCGCCGUGCGCGAGGACAUCUCGGCCAACCUGGCGGCCCUCGAGGACCUGCACGCCCAAUUCGACACGGACUUGUUGCUCAUCGAGUCCGGCGGCGAUAACUUGGCGGCGAACUACAGCCGGGAGUUGGCGGAUUUUAUUAUUUACGUGAUUGAUGUCUCGGGGGGUGAUAAGGUGCCGAGGAAAGGCGGGCCGGGGAUCACGCAGAGCGAUUUGUUGGUGGUUAAUAAGACGGAUUUGGCGGAGGCGGUGGGGGCGGACCUUGGGGUGAUGGAGAGGGAUGCGAGGAAGAUGAGGGAGGGCGGGCCGACGGUGUUUGCGCAGGUUAAGAAGGGGGUGGGCGUGGAGCAUAUUGUUGGAUUGAUGCUGAGUGCGUGGAGGGCGAGUGGGGCGGAGGAGAACAGGAGGAGGAAGGGGGGGCCGAGGGCUACGGAGGGGUUGGAGGAGUUGGAGAAGUAGGCUUCCGCU
Neurospora tetraspora is the source of this 923-nucleotide messenger RNA. Its product is annotated as CobW/HypB/UreG, nucleotide-binding domain-containing protein. The transcript has 2 exons. Bases 66 to 914 code for a protein of 282 amino acids. The record is from RefSeq and is a predicted model, not a curated record. NCBI's taxonomy places the organism in Eukaryota, Fungi, Ascomycota, Sordariomycetes, Sordariales, Sordariaceae. Gene Ontology annotation, molecular function: GTPase activity; nickel cation binding.